CUGAGGCACAAAGGAGGCGCGGUUUCGGUUUUCGCCGCGACUGUCUGCGGAGGCCCGGCUCUUGCGGGACCUGGGGUCGGAGUUCUGGUUUCCGGCCGCGAGCCCCAGCCUCCUUUAUAAUUGAUAUAUGAUUGUUGCAGAAGAAUUGAAAAUGCAGAAUACUGGUGAAGAAUGAAUAGUUACUGAACCUUUGCACCCCGUCUUUUUCCGAUGAUUGUUAAAAUGAGUCUACGGAAACAAACCCCUAGUGACUUCUUAAAGCAAAUCAUCGGAAGGCCAGUUGUGGUCAAAUUAAAUUCAGGAGUGGAUUAUCGAGGGGUCCUGGCUUGCCUGGAUGGCUACAUGAAUAUAGCCCUGGAGCAGACAGAAGAGUAUGUAAAUGGACAACUGAAGAAUAAGUAUGGGGAUGCAUUUAUUCGAGGAAACAAUGUAUUAUACAUAAGUACGCAGAAGAGAAGGAUGUGAUGACCCCAAGGAAGCAAUUCUUUUCAUAGUUGGAAUAUAUUUUUUAUGAAAUGUUUUCUAUUUUUUGGUUCUUUUGUGAUGUAAGUUGUCUUGCCUUCAUAAUAGUUGGUGAUUUUUCACUGACGUGUGAGUAAGGUAAAUGUAUAAAAUUAUGGACUGAAUUAUAAAAAGUUUUUCACAUUUAACUUUCAGUCAUUUUGUUUUACAUCUGUGUCAGUAUACAGAAUGCUAAAAGAAUAAAAAAAUACCAAAAUCCAUUUCUUCCUACAAGAUUGUUUAACUUAAGGUUCAGGCAGUGUCUUAUGCUUUACUUAUUCAGCUGACUAAAAUGGCGCAUACCUGGGCAUAAAAUAAAAUGUUCUAGAAUCGUUCCCAGUUAUCCUCCUCCUCCUACUCCCCAUCUAUGCACCACACAGAAACUUGGGGUGGGUAAAAUGUUCUAUGAAAGCAUCCAGCUUCAGUCUGAAGCUAUAAAAAGGGGCCAUGAGGCUGGAAUGUCAGCUCCUGAUUCAGCCACCUAGACAGAAAAUAGAAUUGGGACUGUAACAAUGGCAGUUCCGUGAAAGAAGUGGUAAUCUCAGUUGAGUUGGGGAGAUUUUGAAGACUGACUGUAUGGUUAGGUGAAAAUUUUCCUGUGAGCAAUCACCAUACUACAACUCCUGUGAAAUUAGACUUUUUUAAUGGUCUUGCUCCCUUUCAGGAGCAUUGGUAUCAGUGUUAAUCUCUGUGCACACAGGAGAUGAGGAGCCACUCCUGUGGAUCUGUAGCAGUCAUUUCUUUGAAAGCAGAGCCCUUAUUUGUAAACUCAUUUAGGUUUCUCAGCUGUGCUUGGGAAGGAGCUACUAGCAAGUAACUUUGGGGAAGCCUUUCUCUAAAAUCAGCUGUAUUCAAGUGUGACUUUGUCUAGCCUUUCUUCUUGCUUGGCACAGGGCAGCUCUUCCACAUUACAUGACUCCUGCAGAGAGUUUUGCAAAUUUAUUAAUGAGCUUUUCAGCACCCUGCUUUAUUCUGUGAACAGUUUUAAGUUGUCUCUAUGAACAAUAAAUAUAUCUGGGUGCUGUGGCUGAAUGGACACCAGACGGUGCAAACAUUGUGCUGGCCUUGCUCCCCCCGCCAAUCUAGCAGAAUCUCCGUUUCAGGGGCCAGGGGUGUGAUUUGAAGCAGUUGCCUGAUAGAGGGAUAUAGGAGGAGGGGAAGGGGUGUUAUUGGUUCUGGAAAGGUAUAUGUGGCAUUUGUCUUGUUUUAUUUUAAAGAUCAGAGUGUAAUUGCAAAAAUUGUUUUUUAAUUAAUAAUUUGGGAAAGGUGAAUGGAAACAUUUCACAAAGCUUCACUGUGUGCACACUGAAAAU
Messenger RNA from Fukomys damarensis (Damara mole-rat), 1814 nucleotides. RefSeq names its product LSM6 homolog, U6 small nuclear RNA and mRNA degradation associated (gene Lsm6). Bases 211 to 465 code for a protein of 84 amino acids. Gene Ontology annotation, biological process: maturation of SSU-rRNA; mRNA splicing, via spliceosome. Gene Ontology annotation, molecular function: RNA binding. Gene Ontology annotation, cellular component: P-body; nucleolus; sno(s)RNA-containing ribonucleoprotein complex. The transcript is spliced from 5 exons. Lineage: Eukaryota; Metazoa; Chordata; Mammalia; Rodentia; Bathyergidae. The record is from RefSeq and is a predicted model, not a curated record.